This is a messenger RNA of Prunus armeniaca (apricot), 801 nucleotides long. NCBI's taxonomy places the organism in Eukaryota, Viridiplantae, Streptophyta, Magnoliopsida, Rosales, Rosaceae. The record is from the annotation of a GenBank genome assembly.
AUGGCUUCGGGUGUGGCUAUGGCUGCUGAUCGAACACCUAACGAGCGUCAUCCAAACUCCAAUUCUGCUGGUUGCAGUCACAACCAGUAUUACAGCUCUGGAAGAGGUCGCGGGCGUGGCAGAAGUUGGCAUCAAGGGCAUAGUGGGCGAGGACAAGGGCGAACAGAUCAGUGGGGAUCGAACCAAGGCAAUUGGCCUCAUGAACGUGGUGAUCAAUCUCGCGAACAGCAGUCUGCACCAAUAGCCACCUCUCACGCGAUACUGACUGAUGGACCCCACCACUUCUUCCAACACCACCUGCCAAUUCUCCACAUCCCCAACGACCUGAGUGAUCAUGGCAUAUCACAUCAGAUUUCAUGCCCAUACACUCCCCAACAAAAUGGAGUGGUGGAAAGGAAGCAUCGACAUAUUGUUGCAAUGGGGCUCUGCAUGCUCGCCCAAUCCCAAUUGCCUCAUAGCUUUUGGGUUGAAGCCUUCUCUACUGCAGUAUUUCUGAUCAAUCGCUUGUCAACGCCUCAGCUUCAUAUCAUGUCUCCUUAUGAGAAGCUCCUUCAACGUCCACCAGAUUAUAAAUUUCUCAAAAGCCUUGGAUGUGCUUGCUUUCCUCAUAUGGUGCCAUACAACAAGCAUAAAUUAUCUUUUAAGUCUAUUCCAUGUGUGUUUCUUGGUUAUGAUGAUCAUUAUAAGGGUUAUCGCUGUCUUGAUCCUUUUUCAGGUCGCAUUUAUAUAUCUCGGAACGUGACCUUUGAUGAGACACAGUUUCCUUACAAGCAGCCCCAGAUUACAUCUCCCUUGAACUAA